AUGGAUCUCAUAACGGUAUCAUGUUGGUGCGUAUUCAUACCUGUGUUGUCGAGUACGGUGCAAUCAGCACAUACUGUGUACAAAGUUGGGGUCCUGAUGGCCUCCCAUCUGGACUCCCCGUUCGACUUGGAGCGCUGCGGCCCAGCUGUGGACUUGGCCUUGGACAAGGUGAACGAAAAGUUCUUGGGGCAUCAUGGCAUUGAACUGCAAAAGGUGCAAGGCAGCUACCCGUCCUGCUCUGGUGCGAUAGCUCCAGGGCUGGCUGCGGACAUGCACUUCAAGGAGGACGUGAUCGCAUUCGUGGGGCCGGCCUGUGCCUUCGCCUUAGAACCGGUCGCCAGACUCGCGGCCUACUGGAACACGCCAAUCAUCACCGGCAUGGGCGACCAGCCUCCAUCGGAGGGCGAACUGGCGGCACCUGCAAGCAUGGUUAGCCGCAUGCAUAGAUUGAGGAAUUUACGGAAGGGAAUCAAGCCCACAACAUUGUUCAACGACAAGGGCAAGUACCCGACGCUGACAAGGAUGUCGUACUGCCAGUGCCGGCUGCCCACGGUGUUCACCAGCGUGUUCGAGCGGUUCGGGUGGGCGCACGUUGCGUUAUUGCUCGACAAGUCAGACCUGUUCUCUCUCACCGUGGGGAAAAGUUUGGAGUGGGGUCUACGCAAAAAAGGGAUACUGAAAGCAGUCAGGGAACUAGAUGGCAACGAGCGAGAGUCCUGUGAAACUUUGCUUCGUGACGUCAGCAUGUAUGCCCGAGUGGUGAUCCUGAGUGUGCGCGGUCCUCUGGUUCGUGAAUUCCUGCUGGCGGCGCACUCUCUCGGCAUGACGCGAGGAGACUGGGCCUUCCUCGAUGUGGAAAUAUUUCAAGGUGGGUACUGGGGUGAGACGGGCUGGGCGGCUGGCGAUGAGCGCGACGCCGCAGCCAGGGCGGCUUACGAGGCCCUACUGCGUGUGUCCCUCAAGCUGCCCACCGGAGACCGCUUCGACGACUUCGCGGACGCUGUCAAGGCUAGGGCCAAGCAACACUACAACUACACCUUCUCUGACGGCGAAGAGGUGAAUUUCUUCAUUGGUGCGUUCUACGACGGAGUGUACCUGCUGGGCAUGGCUCUUAACGAAACCCUCACUGAAGGCGGCGAUAUAAGAGACGGCAGGAAUAUCACCAGGCGCAUGUGGGGUCGGGACUUCCAUGGUAUAACAGGUCACGUACGAAUAGAUUCGCUGGGAGAUCGUGACGCCGACUACGCUAUACUUGAUUUGGACCCCGUAACUGGAAAAUUCGAGGUUGUGGCGUUCUACCACGGCUUGAACGGUAGCUACAAGCCUGUGGCUGGCAAGGCCAUCCAUUGGCCAGGCGGUCGCAGAGGACCCCCGCCUGACACCCCGAGGUGCGGCUUUCUUGGAAACGAUCCUAUGUGUCAAGGAGAGGCUCAAACAGUAAUAAUAUACUGUUUCAUUGGAUUAGCGAUAUUUCUAAGUUUCGCUGUGACAGCUGCGUGUGUCGCUUACAAACAGGCGCGUAUCGACGCGGAGCUCAACAACACGGCGUGGCGGGUGCGGCCUGAAGAAGUGCUCGUAGAAGUAGGGACUGGGCUGGGGGCAAGCCCAGCGUUGCACAGCAUCAACGAAGUCCUAAAGCUAUCCUUGGGUUGGAGCGCCCGUGGGAGCAACGGUGCGGCCUCCGGUGUGAACACGCCCUCCCUAAACCUCACCACCUUCACAGUCGGCCUGUACAAGGGGAACCGGGUAGCCGUCAAGAAGAUUCACAGGAAGAAACUCGAUAUCAACAAAAAACUGCUGUGGGAGAUCAAACAGGCACGGAACGUGUCUCACGAGAACACGGCGCGCUUCAUCGGCGCGUGCGUUGACUGCCCGCUCGUUUUCGUGCUUACCGAGUACUGUCCCAAGGGCUCCCUCAAGGAUGUCCUCGCCAACGAAGAGCUGCAGCUGGACUGGAACUUCCGCACCUCGCUGGUGCACGACAUUGUGCAGGGCAUGUGCUACUUACACGGCGGGCUGGGUGCCCACGGGAAACUUCGCUCCUCCAACUGCCUCAUCGAUGGACGCUUCGUAUUAAAAAUAUCCGACUACGGCCUCAACACCCUGUGCACGCCGACAGACUUGAUUAAGGACGACACAUACUAUUACAAACUGCUGUGGACAGCCCCGGAGCUGGUGACCGGCAGCGUGUACCCUGGAGCCAUGGCCUCGCUGAAGGGAGACGUGUACAGUUUCGGGAUCAUUCUAGAGGAGAUCGUGCUCAGGGCAGGCCCCUUCCACCAUUACACAUCGACUAUGUCCAACAAAGAGAUAGUGUCUCGCGUGUGUGCGCGUGAGUCGCCCCCGUUCCGUCCGUCUGUGUGCGUGAGCGAGGUGGGGGCCGCGGCUGGGGGCGGGGGUAGCGCGGCCGCAGAGCUACUGGAGCUGGCCGCGCGCUGCUGGGCCGAGGCUGCGGAUGACAGACCCACCUUCGAUACCAUCAACGUUAACUAUAUCAAGGGCUACUGUGACAAUUUGAUGGACGAUCUCUUACGGCGCAUGGAGCAGUAUGCCAACAACCUCGAAACCUUGGUAGAAGAGAAAACUGAGCAACUGUCGCUUGAAAAGAGACGCUCGGAGGAGCUUCUAUAUCAAGUUCUUCCCAGGCCAGUGGCGCAGCAGCUCAUGGCCGGUGAAAUGGUGCAGCCGGAGGGCUUCGAGUGCGUCACGGUAUACUUCAGCGACAUUGUCGGCUUCACCGAACUGUGCGCCGCUUCUACGCCCAUUCAGGUCGUAGACCUGCUCAACGACCUGUAUAGUACUUUCGACAGGAUCAUCGGCUUCUACGAUGUAUAUAAGGUGGAAACCAUUGGAGACGCUUACAUGGUGGUGUCAGGGUUGCCGGAGCGUAAUGGCGACCUGCACGCGCGAGAGAUUUGUUUAAUGGCACUCGCCGUUGUGGAAGCUGUACGCGGGUUCGUGGUCCGGCACAGGCCCACGCAUCGACUGGAGGUGCGAGUGGGCGUCCACUCGGGGCCGGUGUGUGCCGGAGUAGUUGGUGUCAAGAUGCCUCACUAUUGUCUGUUCGGGGACACAGUUAACACAGCCAGUCGCAUGGAGUCUACGGGACAACCACUUAGGAUUCACUUGAGCGAGAACACUCGCGCACUGCUAGAGCAAUGGGGCACAUUUGUGGUAGAAAGAAGAGGGGAAGUGGAGCUGAAAGGUCGCGGGAGGAUGUUGACUCAUUGGCUUCUUCACUGCUCGGAACCCGAAGCCAGAUUAGUACCACAGAGUCCACAGCCAGCCCCGCAGUACCCUAUUCUGUUCCCAUCGCUGCCGCAACCUCCUAUUGCCUUACAAGUACCGUAUUUAGUAGUAGAACCACCCACUUUAGCGGCGUGA
Messenger RNA from Chilo suppressalis (striped riceborer), 3384 nucleotides. The record is from the annotation of a GenBank genome assembly. NCBI's taxonomy places the organism in Eukaryota, Metazoa, Arthropoda, Insecta, Lepidoptera, Crambidae.